Fusarium tjaetaba is the source of this 714-nucleotide messenger RNA. RefSeq lists its product as uncharacterized. Gene Ontology annotation, molecular function: GTPase activity; GTP binding. Gene Ontology annotation, biological process: regulation of exit from mitosis. The record is from RefSeq and is a predicted model, not a curated record. Gene Ontology annotation, cellular component: spindle pole body. The transcript has a single exon. The coding region runs from base 1 to 714 and encodes 237 amino acids. NCBI's taxonomy places the organism in Eukaryota, Fungi, Ascomycota, Sordariomycetes, Hypocreales, Nectriaceae.
AUGGAGCACAUCAUGAGUUCGCCUCCCCAUGAAAUCCCACUGCCACCGCCAGGCCAAGACGAGACCGGAGGCAUCGAAGAAUCUCCCCAUCCGAAUGGGUUCCAUCAUCAGCAAAGCACAUCCCUCGAUCAAGGGCUAGCUCAAAGUCCACGACAAGAAGACCCGUCCACCAGAUAUACUCCUCCCGUCCAAACCGCACCGCCUAUUUCCCGCCCAGCUAGUGGCUUGUCCAACCCCGCACACCAAGCCUACAAUGACUAUCGACAGAGUUCCGGUGAGCCAUCAUCCAAUGGUCGAAACCAUGUUGUCAUCAAGGUCGGAAUGGUUGGCGAUGCGCAGAUCGGAAAGACCUCGCUGAUGGUCAAGUACGUCGAGGGAAGCUGGGAUGAGGAUUAUAUCCAGACGCUAGGUGUCAAUUUCAUGGAAAAGACAAUCUCCAUCCGUAAUACGGAAAUCACCUUUUCGAUUUGGGAUCUCGGUGGUCAACGAGAGUUUGUCAACAUGCUGCCUCUUGUGUGCAACGACGCAGUCGCCAUUCUCUUCAUGUUCGAUCUCACCCGCAAGAGCACAUUGAAUAGCAUCAAGGAGUGGUAUCGACAGGGGCGCGGGUUCAACAAGACGGCGAUCCCAAUUCUCGUCGGUACAAAGUACGACCACUUUGUCAACUUUCCUCCCCAAGAUCAAGAAGAAAUCUCAAAUCAGGUACGAGCGUAG